Messenger RNA from Camelus dromedarius (Arabian camel), 6728 nucleotides. RefSeq names its product claudin 16 (gene CLDN16). Gene Ontology annotation, molecular function: structural molecule activity. Lineage: Eukaryota; Metazoa; Chordata; Mammalia; Artiodactyla; Camelidae. The record is from RefSeq and is a predicted model, not a curated record. The transcript has 6 exons. The coding region runs from base 2280 to 3014 and encodes 244 amino acids. Gene Ontology annotation, cellular component: bicellular tight junction; plasma membrane. Gene Ontology annotation, biological process: cell adhesion; bicellular tight junction assembly.
UACUAUAACCAGACCACUUAGAAGGACCUCUUCAGAGUACUCAUAGUAAAUUUAUAUCUUUAUCCCACAGAGAGAUAGCAUAUAUCUAUUAAGAGCUUAAAUGUUAUUGAAUAUCCUUCCUCCAGUAGAAUAUUUUGUUCUUUGGUGAGUUUCUAAUGACUAGCACGAUGCCUGGCACAUGGAACUCAUUCAUUCACUCAAUAUACAUUAUUGAAACCCAGCACUCAGUAAAGCUAGUCACACAGUUCCUAUUUCUGUGGGGCUUAAAUUCUUAACAAACAGACAAACAUUCCCAGCAUGUGAGCUCCUACCAUGAUGCAACCACCGUACUCAGUAUUGUUGAGCAUUUAAAGCACAAGCGAAAAAGGAAAACAGGAUCAUUGCUUGCUUUUCGGUGCUCCUCACACAGCCAUUUGUCAGUAAUGUGAUACCCAUUCACACCAUUCUUUCUUUGCCCAAGAUGUUUCCCUUGUCUGUUCCCUUCUUUUAUGUUUAGUGAAUUCUUACUAUUUAAGAACCAAAUCAACCAUCAUCACUGCCAUGAAGCCUUUUUGUAAUGAUUGCCUAGAGAUGUCAGUUGCCCUAUCAUUUAUACUCCUGAAACCGUUUUCAGAAAUAUGUAUUUCAACACAAGAUCGAUCUAUCUAUCUAUUCUCAAUAUUUGACUGCAAGCUUCUUGAAUGGACUUUCAUUAAUAUUUGUAUAUGAAGCACCUAACCCUGUGCCUGACAUAUACUUUCUACUUGCUGAACUGUUUGUUUGUUUGUUUGCUAAAAAUCAUCUGGAGAUAUCAGACUAAUGUAUAGAAAACUUGAAAUGAUGACAUGCUAAACUCUGUGGUUUCUGAUGACAUGUCAAACAGACAGAGGAAAGAGUGAGUGGAAGAUCACAUCAGGCUUCGUGAAGUUAAUAGCCUUCCCUCGGUUGAGGAUUAAGAUUAUAAUGGCCAGAAAAAUAAAACGCAUUCCAUUCAGAAGAAGUAAUAUAAACACAUGUUCAGAGAUAGAAGUAUCCAGAGGUUAAGAAAUUGCUCAGAUGUCCAGAAUGGAAACUCCGUUGAGUAGGACAGACUGGGCAAAGAGGGGUGAUAUACAAUCAUCUUGUGAGAUGUGCAUUACUUAGGGGUCUCCAGAGAAACAGAGCUAAUAGCAUGUAGAAUAUGCAUACACUGGGCAUUCAUCAUUCACACAGCCUUCAUAAUUUGAACAGAAGAGCUGAAACUGACUCCAUAAGUGAAUGCAUAAAUUUGUGGAGAGAAGAGAAGAAGGAAAUGCAAAAUGGUGAGGAAAAAAAUUCAUAAUGGUGAAGUGAGCAUACUUGAGUCAACUGAGAAAAAUCCAGCUUGUGAGGUAAAGCCUGAUUCUGAUAGACUUGUUUAAUACCAGUGUAAUAAUUCCUUGGAUACACGCGGAAGGGUGCAGGCCAUUCAAGAGAAAAGCUUCAUGUUAGUUACCUGUUAACUCAAAGGGAGUAAAAUGCUCACCUUUGACACCAGGCUUAUUACCUUGUGGUUAACCCAAAAGCACCCUUGAUAGCUUAAUCUUACUGUACCAUGAUGAAAAUCUUGUUUUUCCAGGUGAGAUAAGUUAAAGAAUGAGUAAUGAUAUAUGCAUUACUACUGGAUUUGAGGUGUGAUUUUUGAUGAAUUAUCUCUGAGGUUUGACUUAAGUAAGACUCAAAUUCUAUGUACAGAAGGAAAUAAAUUAAGAGCAUAAAUUUCCUAGGACCCCAUGCUCCCCUAGUAUCCUCCAAAUCAGAGAGUUCAAAUCAACCAGUUCCUGAUGAUUGAUUGGGUAUCAGGAACUGAUUCGUGAACCCUUUACUAAUGGUAAUCCUUCAUUUGUUUGAACAUCUCCAAUGUCAAGAAACCCACCAGACCAGACCACUUCCCUUUCAGUCAGUUCCGAUUGUUGGAAAUUCUUCCUCAAUUGAGCACAACUCUGCUUUUCUGUGCUUUUACAAGAUUUCCUAGUUCUGCUCUCUGAAGCCUCCUAGAAAGAUAAUUAUUCCUUUCCCAUUUGACAACCCUCCUUUUGUUCAAAACCCACUGUCAUGUUUACUAUCUCCUUUAUAUAGAUUUAAAAUACUCUCUUCACCCCAACAUUCUUCAGUUUUACCUAAUAUGAGAUGGUUGCCAAUCUCGUCACUAACUUCACCAACUGGAACCUUCUCCUCUAGGUGGCUACAGCUGAUCUUAAGUGAUGGUACUCAGGAGUAAACAUGGUGAAUCCAGGAGUGGUCUGGCCAGGAUGAACACUGGAACUUCAGUUUAACACAACAUGAGCCUGUACAGGCUGCUCGCUAAGAUGAGGGACCGUCUUCAGUAUGUCGCCUGCUUCUUUGCAUUUUUCUCUGCUGGGUUCUUGGUUGUGGCCACCUGGACAGACUGCUGGAUGGUGAAUGCAGAUGACUCCCUGGAGGUGAGCACAAAAUGCCGAGGCCUCUGGUGGGAGUGUGUCACAAAUGCCUUUGAUGGAAUUCGCACCUGUGAUGAGUACGAUUCUAUAUAUGCUGAACAUUCCUUGAAGCUGGUGGUAACUCGGGCGUUGAUGAUUACUGCAGACAUUCUAGCUGGAUUUGGAUUUAUCACCCUGCUGCUUGGUCUUGACUGUGUGAAAUUCCUCCCUGCUGAGCCAUACAUCAAAGCCCGCAUGUGCUUUGUUGCUGGAACUACAUUACUAACAGCAGGUGCCCCAGGAAUCAUUGGUUCUGUGUGGUAUGCUGUUGACGUUUAUGUGGAACGUUCUUCUCUGAUUUUCCACAAUAUAUUUCUUGGCAUCCAGUAUAAAUUUGGUUGGUCCUGUUGGCUCGGAAUGGCUGGGUCUCUGGGUUGCUUUGUGGCCGGCGCUGUCCUCACAUGCUGCUUAUACCUCUUGAAAGAUAUCGGACCUGAGAGGAACUAUCCUUAUUCCAUGAGGAAGGCCUAUUCAACUACAGCUAUUUCCAUGGCCAAGUCGUACGCAGCCCCCCGGACACAGACUGCCAGAAUGUAUGCUGUAGACACUAGGGUGUAAGGUGCCGCGUGUCAGUCUGUGUGUGUGUGUUAUGUAAUCACUCAAUGUGUUCAGGCCAAUAAAAUAACAAGCCGAUCCAGGAACAGUUAUCUAGACUUUGUGUUCAACUAAAUUAAUUGCUCACCUUAAUCAAAAAGUUUGAUUCUCCUAUUACUUCUCCUUUUCAAUUCUUACAUUCUUCCACGUUUUUUUUUUUACCCCUCCUCUCUCACACACACACUUCCCUUGUAUUUAACGAUAAGGUUGCCAGGAUAUAAAAAUGUUUGUUUGUGAUUUCCAUGUUGCUAUUAGAGAUUGUGACAUGGUAAUGUUAAAGCAAAAUGAUGCUUUAAGAAUAGAAAGCAACUUUCAAAAGAGGCCAGAGAUGCUAAUCUUUGAAGGGGUUGACAGGCUCUUAGCUCCUUCCCUGGCUUUUGCUUCACUUCUUGUAUUCUCAACUGAGCAAGAUAUUUGAUAACUUUGAAAAAGAUGGCUCUUCCAAAUUCAAACCAGUAUAUCAAAGCUUACCAUUGCUCUGAUUCUGUUAAAAUAGGAAAAGAAAAUAACAGCUUGGUGUACCAGUUAUGGGUGGGAGUCAAAGUUAAAAAGGUUCCCCUCCACACUCUAAAUGUCAAAAGCAAAUGCUAAGUUAAUACUGGAGUCAGUGCUGAAUUUCUUCCUCAUUAACAACAUAGGAGACCUGUGUAUCAUGUUAUCGCCACUCCAAGUUUGCCUGUGUACUGUCAAAUAUUAAACUGCAGCAGUGAUAGCUAAACAAGGGAGUUCACUCAGUAUUGAAUGGACAUCCAAAUGUGUUCUAGAAUGUACCAUAAUAGAAUUCACCACUUCAGGUGUCCUCUCACCGCUGGAUCUUCAGCACCCAGCAAAAUCUCUGGCAUGUGAUAAACUGUGCCAAAUAUCUGUUGCCUGAAAGAAAUAAAGGCACACAACUCUCGACUGAAAAUAAUCACUUUCCCUCAGAAAAUAUGUGCUUUUUAGAAAAAACAGAAUUAUAUAUGCACUUAAAAAAAUCAGUAGAUGAUUGCUAAUGGGAUUUUAUUCGUAUAAUAUAACCUUAUUUUUUUAAAUUGUAGAGUUUGUUUUUCAAGUUAUAAAAUUUAACCUCAGGUUUUCUAAUUCCCUAUUACUCACAUGAAUAGCAUUAAUACCUUUGUGGUACCUUAACAGACUGUCAGCUGAACUAAAAAUUAGUUCUUUGGAAAAAAGGAAAUUUAGUUGUGAAUUUCUGAAGCUCCCAAAAGAAAUGUUUCCAAUUAAGAAAGAUAAACAUACUGUGAAAUUGAGACGAUGGAAGCUGGUACGUGAACUGUGGAGAAUGAUGUUCAUGAAUUCACGUGGUAUCUCUUUACCAGUAUCUCAGGAGAAUGUCUAAUCUAAUCUUAGAAUUAAGAACAGUUGAUUCACUUUUAUUUCAUGGAUAUUAUUAACUUGUGUAAUUGACAUUUAACAAAAUCAUUUGUAGAUUAUGUUUACUAGUUCUAUGGGUAUUCAUCUAUGCAUUUCAAAAUUUGUUUUCUGUUGUUCUUUAUUUUCAACCUUGGCUUUUAAAAUUUCUAUUCCCACAUUUAUUUUAUGAUAUAUCAUGUUUUAUACAUUCUAAUAAGUCUCCUGAAAUACUCCUGGGGAAAGGCAGGAUAAAGUUAGUUAAAUAACUAGUUAGAUUUUAGAGAUACAGAUCUUCCCCCCCUCAAAGGUUUCAUUUGUAUGAGGGUAUAUCUCAGACAGUUAUGGUGAUAAUUGAAAUCUAUGAAUGUUUAAAAUUUUUUUUGCAAUAAAAAUAUUUUGUAUAUCCUAGAAGGAAUAUUCAUAUUUUUAAAAAUUCUCUGGGAACAUUUAUUCCUAAUCCACUGUGAUUUAAUGAAACACCCCAAAAUGAAGUAUAACAAAGAAUAUAUUUUGUACAGCAACUAGUGAACACAGAACAAAUAAUAAAUUAUGAAGCAGUAAUAAUUAACAAAGUGGUGCUUAGCAUGCGCAGAAAGAAAAUAUAAGCCCAAGGUAUACACAUUUGUGAUUAUUAUGUUGAAGCAUUAAAACAGCCCACUAAACUCUGAGUAUUACAAUUUACUUAUAUCUUGUUAAUUGUGGUAAGAAAAAUAAAAAUUUAUAAAAUGGAGCAAUCUUAUUACCUAUCCCUUUAUUAACUAUUACUUUCUAAUAUCACAUUUUAAUUGAAAUUAGCUAUUUGUUAUUAUAAAAGCUAUAUAGGUGCAUUGUAGAAAGUUGGAAAACAUAACCAAAAGUGUAUGAUAUUUAAAUACCAUGGGACUGACUAUAUUCUCUCCACCUGUAUCACUGCUCCUAAAACCUUCCUGAACAUCUCUACAUUCUUCCAGAUAUUUUGUGUUUACACACAUACACACAGACAAUAUAUUUCUUUUUUAAGAGAUCAUUUUUAAGAGGUCACUUUAAGAGAUCAUGUGUUGCUUUGUAACCUACUUUUUUCCUCCAUUAAUUACCAUUAUCUUUCCAUAGCAAUACAUUUGCAUCUUAUCUAAUACCUGAUCCAUGUUUAAAUUUCCCUGAGUUUCUCAAAAUGCACUAUGCUACUGUUUACUUCAAACCAAUAUUUGCAUUUCCUCUGGUUGUUAUGCCUUUUAUGUCUCUUUUAACCAAGCUACAUUUUUUUUUUUUUAAUCCCUGGCUUUUUUUUUUUAAAGAAACUGAACUGGUUUUCCUACAGUUUGUUCCAUCUUCUGGGUUUUCCUGGUGGUGUCAUUUAGAUUGUUUCCCUAUACCUUGUAUUUCCAGUAAACUGGAAUUUAAAUCAAAAGGCUUUGAUGGAAUCAAGUCAAAUAGUUCCUUACAUACACCAUACGUGAAUCUUAUCUGGAGACCUAAUAUCUGGUUGAUUUAGCCUCAGUUGUGCUAAGGUUGUUCACUGGAUUGGGGCGAUGCCAAUCCAAUGCUUCCAUUCUUCACUUACACAUAUUUUUCCUUUAGUGACAAAAAUGAGUGAUUAUUGUGGUGCUAUUUUGGAAACUCGGAAUAUCUCAUUCUCUAUCAACCAUAAUAAUAAAUUUAAAAUAAUACUUCUAACAAUUGAUAAUCUUUAUCUGAGUAAGUAAAUACAUCAGUUACAGGUUGAAGAAAGAUUACUUUUAAAUUUCUAUUUUAGGUCCAUCUGCUGAAAACUUCUGUAAAAUAAGCCUUAGUCUCUUCGUUUGUCUGUUUAGUUACCCUGAGAAGACAGGAUAAAUGGUUAAUUCUUCCCCUUCAUUUACCAAUUUACUCAUACAAAAUAAGGAGCUGGUUUAUUAGUGAGAUAAUAUAUAAUUUAUCAGCCAAACAGGGACAAUCUGAGAAUAAAAGUGGGUGCUAUAAAUAAUUAAGUCAGAACUCUCCUGGGAAAGCAAGGAGGUAUGGUUCUUCUUUUAGCUCGAAGGAUGAUGAAUAAUUUGCAACUAUUUCUUUGUAUUUGAGUGUCAUUAUAACUUGCAGAGUUUCAUUGAUUUAAUGUGUUUUAAUCCGCAAUACCUAUUAUUAUUAUGAUACUUACAUUGGUUCCCCUUUGGUCUUGUGUGGGCUUUUUAAAGCUGGCUCCUGUGUUUUCUUGACACAGUUCUUUAAAAAAAAUUUUUUUUCAGUAAUUGUAAUGUUGAAGUACAUACAGAAAAGUACAUGUUUACAGCUAGAUGAAUUUUCACAAAGUGAAUAUACCUGUAUAAUCUGUAUUCAUGUCAAUAAAUAAAAGAUUAUCCUUUCUCAGAAGUU